Molecule: messenger RNA, 282 nt
Organism: Knipowitschia caucasica
Lineage: Eukaryota; Metazoa; Chordata; Actinopteri; Gobiiformes; Gobiidae
Source: the annotation of a GenBank genome assembly
AUGUUGUGCAAGAGCAGACUUUCUAUUUACUGUGCUCCUCAAACCUACAGCAGCCACAUAGAGCUGAUAUCGGAGAGGGACAAACGAGUUGGUGGAGAAAAGCGGCAGAAACGAGCCUUCCUGCGGCUGCGGCAGAGCUGGCGCUGCCUCGUCACGUUGUUCGCAGUGAUCCCGGUAAACGCACACCGGUCACAAGCCCAGGGCCAGCGGGCUGAGGCUGCGGGGAAGACACGGACCACUGAGCCCGGGGCGCCCAACCCCAGGAGCCGGACAUGUCUUUAG